GUAAACAGGAAGUAGUCUGUCAGGAAAGCAGAUUUUUGUGCCUGAGAGGGAGGUACCAUCAUGGGCAAAAGCUGUAAAGUGGUGGUGUGUGGCCAGGCUGCAGUUGGUAAAACAGCUGUCUUGGAACAACUGCUGUAUGCUAAUCACAUUGCAGGCUCAGAGCCCAUGGAAACCCUUGAGGAUAUAUACAUUGGCUCAAUAGAGACUGACCGCGGUACACGGGAGCAAGUGAGGUUCUAUGACACUCGUGGACUCCGGGAUGGGAUGGAGUUUCCUCGACACUAUUACACGUUUGCAGAUGGCUUUGUGCUUGUGUACAGCGUUGAUAGUAAAGAGUCCUUUAAGAGAAUGGAAGCUCUGAAAAAAGACAUUGACCGUCACAGAGACAAGAAAGAGGUGACCAUUGUGGUGCUGGGUAACAAACUGGACAAGCAGGAUGAGAGGAGAGUCGACUCAAACAUGGCCCAGAACUGGGCGAAGAACGAGAAGGUGCGUCUGUGGGAGGUGUCUGUGGUCGACCGGCGUACACUAAUCGAACCUUUUGUCUACCUGGCCAGUAAAAUGACGCAGCCACAGAGCAAGUCCACGUUUCCUCUCAGUCGAAAUAAGAAUAAGGGGAGUGGAUCUACUGACAGCUGAAUGAACAGACAGUCAUGUACAAGAGGCAGGGAAAGGAGUUAUAGGUGUAUUAAAGGGAACAAGCUUGAUAUUAUGAAGGAUUAUUAAGCAUUGAGUUGGACUGUGAUUAGUUUAAUAUCCAUAGGGGAGGUUUCAGUAAAUACUUUGAAUAAUUAUGACUGAAUAAAAAUGCAUAUCUGUAGAUUUCACAGCGUAUCAGGAAGAACAUUAAGGUCAAAUUGUAAACUGUAAGUCACACACAAAAUAAGCACAGAGUUUUAUGAAGAUAUGUGCCUGGUUUUAUAUUACUGUUAACAGCAGCUGGAGCCUCGGCCGUGUAACUGUUGAGUUGAAAAGGCAGUAAUUAACCUCACUUUUACUGACAAUCAACAUUUUGAUCUUGGAUUAUAGUUGAACAGUCCAGAUUUUUAAGAUGUCACACACACUUGGCACCCUCUGAACAUAAUCUACCAUAUGUUCACUUACUACUGAUUUUAUGUACAUGCGCACUACAUGUACACUUAGACUGAAGUAUAAACAACAGCAUUUGCAAAUGUUACCUAAUCACAGACUGAUGCAAAUGCAGGAUUGUUUGUGUCAUAAAAGGUUUGAAAGAUGAAGUGCUUUUAUCGACUGAUGUACAGUAAAUGCUCUGUUUUGUUGGUCGGGAGAUUUGUUACACUAAUGAUAGUUUUUGCUGAAAUUCACUGUUUGAUGUUAUGUAAAUGAUUGACAUUCCUCACCGCAUACGGCCUUCUGCACAGGCUUUAUGGGUCUUCGUAUAAAAAAUGUUCAGAUUAAAAGCCGUUUCUGCAGGCUGAGGUGCUUCUAUUGUCUGCCUGCUGCAAGUAAAGACUAUAAAACAGAAUGACUCAUUAGUGGUUACAGUUACUGCUGAAACUGAAGGUGGUUUUACCUUUACUGAGUUGUAAAAUAAAAAUCACAAGUAUACAUUCCUUCACUGUUCAGUUACUGUUUAAGCUUUAUUCAGAUGCAGAGUGAGGUGAAAUGUGUACAGCUUUUGAAAAGGGGGGGUAUAUUGAUAAUAUCUUGAAGAUUCAUCACUGUGUGUAAUACAUAGAACUUUCUAUAAAUAUCAAACAUUUGUGCAUCAAUAUCAUUUGUGUUUUCACUGGAUGUUUUGUUGCAUGUUCAAAUGAUUUAUUUUCUGUGCCUAAUCAGGAUUGUUGGUGCUUGAAGAAAUAAAGUAAUGAAAUACAACACAA
Sphaeramia orbicularis (orbiculate cardinalfish) is the source of this 1844-nucleotide messenger RNA. It is a transcript of the gene nkiras2, whose product is annotated as NFKB inhibitor interacting Ras-like 2. The coding region runs from base 61 to 639 and encodes 192 amino acids. Gene Ontology annotation, molecular function: GTP binding; GTPase activity; GTPase activating protein binding. The transcript is spliced from 4 exons. The record is from RefSeq and is a predicted model, not a curated record. Gene Ontology annotation, biological process: Ral protein signal transduction; negative regulation of canonical NF-kappaB signal transduction. Lineage: Eukaryota; Metazoa; Chordata; Actinopteri; Kurtiformes; Apogonidae.